Molecule: messenger RNA, 661 nt
Organism: Phascolarctos cinereus (koala)
Lineage: Eukaryota; Metazoa; Chordata; Mammalia; Diprotodontia; Phascolarctidae
Source: RefSeq, a predicted model, not a curated record
AUGCGCUUGCGCUUUGGGCCCAGGCGGUCGCUGUCUGGCCCUGUCCCACCGUGCCCUGGGCCGGCCCCCCGGCCGGGCCUGGCCCUCCGGCCGACGGGGUUGUCGUCCUGUCGUCCGCCUGCCGGGGCCGUGUCCCCGCGCUUCCUGGGCGGCCCCUCGGCCGCGCUUGACCGUUCCGGCUGGCCGGGAGCCGGGGGCACCCUGUCGGCCCUCCUGCCGCCCCAGCCCCGGCCCCGGCCCCGGCGCGUCCGCCGUCGGCUCCCUUUCCCGCCCGCGCCUCCUCAGCCCCGAGCUCUGCCCCCGUCCCGCCCCUCUCGGCCGCCAGCUUCCCCUUGGCGGCGGCUGCCCUUUGCCCCUUCCCGCCCUUUCCCUUCUCCCUCACUCCCCUCCGACCCGCCCCCAGCCCUUGCCGGACCCCAGGUCUCGGGCGCCUGGAGCGCAGACGGGGCGGCCGCCGCAGGGGCGCCCGGACCCUGGGUCGUUGUCGGACAGUCCCGGCAGCUGCCUCAGGACGGGGACGGGGCGCGGAAUGUGCCGGCCUCUUCCAGCCCUCAGCCGCGGACCUGUUGCAAAUUCCCGAGGCCCGGAGUGUUGACUUUCCGAGCUGAAAAAUAUCACUGCAUUAUAAUGGAAGGAUCCUGGAUUUGGAGUUAAGAAAAAC